Molecule: messenger RNA, 3190 nt
Organism: Thermothelomyces thermophilus ATCC 42464
Lineage: Eukaryota; Fungi; Ascomycota; Sordariomycetes; Sordariales; Chaetomiaceae
Exons: 4
Coding region: 209-2995 (928 amino acids)
Biological process (GO): DNA-templated transcription
Cellular component (GO): nucleus
Molecular function (GO): zinc ion binding; DNA-binding transcription factor activity, RNA polymerase II-specific; DNA binding
Source: RefSeq, a predicted model, not a curated record
GCUAAUACAUGGUCCAGUGUAGCGUGGUAGAUUGAUUGCCCACUAAGGUUUUUUUCGUUGCAGCCGGUUAGUCGUACUUGUCGCGUUCGUCAGGGAGUGCGCAAGUUUUCAGGGCGUCUCCGUCCAAGGAAGCUCGCCAGGUGUUGAACAUUUGCGCAUCUGCUUUCUUGGUAUCCCCGACGCAUCUCUAGUCACUUGGCGUCCCGCCAUGGACGACAAGAAGGACGCCGCGGAGGCAGAGGAUGGCGCCGUGAUGCAGCAGAGUUAUCCCUCCCCCAUGGUCGACAGCACAGAGGCCCAGUACUAUGAGCAGCUCGCCCAGCACCGAGAGCUCGAACCCCAGAUGGACCAGCAGGGGCCCCAACAAGAACAUCAGGCGCUCCCCGCCAUGUCUGAGCACCACGAGCACCACGAGCACCAUGAGCUGCACCGGCUCCAGGAACUCCAGGACUCCCCGGCAUCUCAGCAGCACAAUUCCCGCCCGCCCGUGAGCGCCGAUGAGCUACAGCUUGCCGCCCAGCUCACCCAAGGCCUCGCGCCCAUUAUGGCUGCCGCCGUCCAGGAUCAGGGACAGGACCAGCAGCCGAUGCAGCCCCAAGACGGACAGGAGGGGCAGGUGCAGCCUCAGGAGGAGCCAAACCUCCAGGAGCAGCUCGAGGCGUCGCUGCAGAACCACGAACGCGAGAUGCAGUCUCACGGGCACGAGCUCCAGAACCACAACCACGAGCUUCCGAACCACCACGAGCUCCAGGAGGUCAUGCAACACCCGGGCCAGCCUCCGCAGCACCACUACGGACCGAACCCGCCGCCGCAACCCCACCUCCCUCACCACAUGUCCAUGGAACACCUUCAGGCGCACGGCCAGUACCAGCUGCCCGACGCCACCCCGCCCCGGAAACGGUCCAAAGUGUCGCGCGCGUGCGACGAGUGCCGCCGCAAGAAGAUCAAGUGCGACGCCCAGUCGGACGCCACCGACCAGCCUUGUUCCAACUGCCGCCGCUCAAACGCCCAGUGCUUGUUCAGCCGUGUGCCGCAGAAGCGUGGGCCAAGUAAAGGGUACAUCAAGGAACUGGCGGACCGCCUCAACAUGAUCGAAGGUCGGCUCAACACCAACGCCGACGGUCUGGAGAGGAGACAGUCCAGCGAGGCAUUUGCAUCUCCAGGAGCGGGCGACGACGGCAGGAAGCGGCCCUUCUCUAGCAUUUCUGGCGGCGGAACAUUCCAAACCCCGUCCCCGAACAGGAUAUCACCCGCCUUCAUCCUACCCUACCCGCCACCACCCCAGGUUCCGCCAAAUCCGCCUGAUCUGGCCAUGAAGCAGGCGACACCAAUACAGUUUCCUGGCGCGGCGGGCGAUGUGAGCCCGGAAGGCCAGCCCGAGAUGAUGGACGGCAUCUCGCAGAACGGGCUGCCUCCCGGGUCGUCGCAUCAGGCUGAACAACUGCCCGAGAUUGACGACGCCGUCUUCAACCGCUAUCUCGAGGUCAUCCACCCGACCUUUCCGGUCCUGGCAAGCAGCAAAGCAAGGGUACAAUCUCUGGUGUGGCAGUCGCCUCCUGGCCUUCAGAAUGCCUUCUACAACGCGUUCUUUUCCAUGGUCAAACACUUCCUCCCCGGUCCGACCGGCCAGGUGGAUGGUGACCCUGCCAUCACAUGGCGCCUGCUCACCGAGUGGGAAGCCGAGCGCAAGCCACGCUCUUCCGUGACCGACCUGGUCCGUCUCCAGACUCUAGUCAUGGCUGCGAUCUCUGUGGACUUCCAGGGGCUUGCGCCCGGCAAGGGUCAGCUUCGCGCCCCGUCGAAAGCCGAGAUCCUUGGUCGAGCCGUUGGGCUCGGUUACUCGAUGGACAUCUACCGGUGGCCGGUCGACCCGGAUCCGAAUUCCGACCUGGACCUUAACUCGGAUGACAACGUCGCGUUGCGGACCUGGUGGGUGCUGGUCAUGUUAGACCGGUGGCACGCGCUCGCAAUGGCCAAGCCUCCCCUGAUUGCCGAUCAGGCCGGCGUGGCUCGGCCGGGCCUGAAGCACAUCGUAGGGGAGGCUGUGUACGCGUUGAUACGCAUGUCUUACAUCCUCGCGCUUGCGUUGCCCAUCGCCAUGGACCCCGUGAGCGACCCCAUGACGCAGCAGGGCGCAUCUCUUGGUCGGAUGGUUUCUGGCAUCAGCCACAUCAUGAACUGGGUCUUCCCGACCGAACGCACCGACUAUGUGCUCGACCUGACCUAUUGGCACAUCAGGCUCGUGUCGGAACUUCUGUCCCCUGAUCUGCCGGAGCGGCCCGGCAACAUCCUCCAGGCCGCCAAGUACCUGGUCGGGCUCCUCUUGGCCAAGAACGACCUCGUCAGUCCGGUCACCCACCACUUCGUCAUCCUUGCGGCUCUCGGCCUGCUGGAAUCCCACCGCUUCCCCGACGCCCGCGAGGAGGCCUCCCGGCUUACCAAGGACUUUCUCGAAUGCCCCAUAGCAGCCUCGCCAUUGAACGGCGCCGUGCGUGACAAACUCGCCGAGCUCCAAGCUCGUCCGGGUGCGGCUGAGCCAAAUGCCACCACUACUACUGCUCCUACCACCACCAGUCAGAACCUGCAGCAACUGGCGGAUCUGGCAACUGCGGUGGACGGGUCCGCCGCCCCAACUGUCGCCCCAGCUACCGCGCCUACGGCAACGUCGGUUGCUCCGAAUGAGCACCUGACCGACGAAGCCGCUGCCGCCGCUGCUACUGCUAUGAAGGCGGAGGAAACAGGGGAGAAUGGGCAUGUCCAGCAGCAGGAGCCGCAACAGUCGGAGCCAAAGCAGCAACAACAACAACAGCAACGACAACGACAGUCACCAGAAGAACAACAACAACAACAACAACAGCAGCAGCAGCAGCAGCAGCAGCAGCAACAGCAACAGCAACAGUCACAGCAGCAACCAGAGGUAGAUGUGCGCGCGAUAUUGAGACGGGGGUACCUCACUUGGUUCGAUGAGCCAAAGGAUGUCGGGAUAAUCGUCUAGGAACGCAAUCUACCACGUCCAGGGAAGAGGGUCCCAGGUCACUGCUCCGUCUACUCGGUGACGGCGCAGAGCAAUCGAAUGGUGCGCAUUCGCCUUCGCAACCGCUGCUCGGGUCGGUGGCUAGUUGAGCCUGUUGCGCUCUCUUGUCCUAGCGCUCUCUUGUCCUAGAGCAACAACGAAGCAGGGUGGGGUUAG